AUGGACAGCUUCUGGCAAUUGGGUGAUGAGCUCCGAGGUCAGUCAAGAGCAUCAGAGGAUCACAAAUGGUCCACGGUUGCGACGAAGCUAGCUGAGCAAACCAGGACGAAAGCGGAACGGAUGAACAACCUUGACCUCUCCAAAAACUACACUGAGUUCAGGCCAAGCGACAAGUUUAGUUUCCAGGAGAACAACCUUAACUUCAACAUGUUGAACUUGGACGCCAAAUAUGCGGAAGGCAUGGGCAAGGCCUCGAUGCAGAGCAACGUCUACAACAUGAACACGGUUUUCCAGAAGAAUGACUUCAAAAGUGCAGGCAACGCGAAAGCGAACAAGUAUAGUGGCAAUAUCGUUGCUAACAAGGAGCUGGUCAAUAACAAGCACAACAACAAUGAUAAUGCAAAUACGAAUUUGGCUGUUGACAAGAGGUUUAAAACCCUGCCUGCUUCGGAGACUUUGCCGAGGAACGAAGUGCUCGGUGGCUACAUCUUUGUUUGCAACAACGAUACCAUGCAGGAAGACUUGAAACGUCACCUCUUUGGUUUACCUCCAAGAUACAGAGACUCUGUUCGGGCGAUAACUCCUGGAUUGCCUCUGUUUCUGUACAAUUACACUACUCACCAGCUACAUGGUAUCUUUGAGGCCACAACUUUUGGAGGUACUAAUAUUGAUGCAACUGCUUGGGAAGACAAAAAGUGCAAAGGAGAGUCAAGAUUUCCGGCUCAGGUAAGAAUCAGAGUGAGGAAAAUCUGCAAAGCCUUGGAAGAGGAUUCGUUCAGGCCUGUUCUUCACCACUAUGAUGGUCCAAAAUUCCGCCUUGAGCUCUCUGUUCCUGAGACAUUGGAUCUGCUAGAUCUCUGCGAACAAGCUGGUUCUGCAUAA
Messenger RNA from Thlaspi arvense, 882 nucleotides. The record is from the annotation of a GenBank genome assembly. NCBI's taxonomy places the organism in Eukaryota, Viridiplantae, Streptophyta, Magnoliopsida, Brassicales, Brassicaceae.